Messenger RNA from Peniophora sp. CBMAI 1063, 3648 nucleotides. The record is from the annotation of a GenBank genome assembly. Lineage: Eukaryota; Fungi; Basidiomycota; Agaricomycetes; Russulales; Peniophoraceae.
AUGCAGUCCACGGCGGAUGUGCUCAUCUCUGAGCGUACUGAAGAACUGCGUAUAAUCCUUGCCGGACGCCAUGGGGAUUUACGAGAACUCUUUGGUCUGAUACGACACAAGAAAGACUUGAACAGUUACCUUGUCGAUAGGGAAGACGACGCAGAUAUGCUGCAAUUUCUGGCGCGAUUUGAUCUAGACUUGGAGAAGGAUCCCAAUCUGUACAGCAUCACCCAGCUCGAAGACGACGCCCUCAACUGUAGGUUUACGCCAUCGCCACCCCCUCAAUUACCUCCGACAUCGGCGCCACAUACUUCUGUGUCACCUGAACGACCUGUCUCUCGCUCUGAGAAACACUCGCCUACCCCACCCACGACCAAGGAUACGUCUAUGGACGUCGACCUUCCUGCUGCCUCUGGCUCCAAGGCGGGACUAGAGCCGUCAACACACGCCCACGAGUCUUCGCCCAGCUCGGUCGCUCCCCGCACGUCAAAGCCAUCACCUCUUAAUGCUGAACAAAUUGAGACCGCUGCACCAUCUGUGAAGUCUGAUGCACAUACACAAGCUGUCGCCGGGCCAUCUCGUCUAUCGUCUCCCCCAAUACGACCUGUAGCUGGUGCAUCUUCGGCCGAUGUCUCAAUGGCGGAUGUUCCCGAGCUUUCGCAGCCUGUACACAAGGUCUCCUCUGCAAUCACGUCGCUCCCCCCUUCCGCAUUCAUCCUCCCAAUGACUAUCCCAGUCACACUUUCGGCAUCGCUCACUCCAAUGUCUCCACCGCAUUUUGAAUUCCCAUCCGUCACGGACGCGCCAGUCGAUGUGAAGAGUGUCCCGGCACGUCCAACGCACGUACCCGAGUUUGUGCUCGGACGCACGUACACGCUCCCGCCGCUCAAAGCCCUUCCACUUGAGUAUCAGCGCCGUUCGAAGCUCUUGAAGGCCGCAAAGAAGCGUGAGCGCGCGGGUGGUUCUGGCCCAGCCAUUGGUCCGGAGGGUCGCCGCGAGGAUUGGGUGCCGUUGGGGAUGAACCGCUGGAGCGCGGCAUUGCGCGCCAAUCCUCUAUGGACGCGCGUAGCGCGAGCGCAGAAGACCCUCAGUACGCGUGAUUGGGGCGUCGCAUUCACUGAGCUGAGGCUUGUGCGUACGUUCGAGCGUAUAGACGCACUGAAGUUGGAGGGGAAAUGGAGCUUCCGGCAGCCGAAGAAGCAGCGUGGAAUUGGCGGGCUAGGAAAAACGCAUUGGGAUUAUCUCUUGGACGAGAUGAUGUGGAUGCGUACGGAUUUUCGCGAAGAACGUAGAUGGAAGAUUGCGCUCGCUUUCGACUUGUCAACCGCUGUGCUCCAGUGGCAUAAGGCCGGCACGCACGCGCGACGUUUAGAGGAGGGUAUCAUCGUCGAUUUGUCCAGGCCGCAACCCAUCGGGGACGAAGGAUCCCCUGUUCAAGACCGCGACGUCGAAAUGAAUGACGCCGACGAACCUAUCCCAACCCCGCUUCACAUCCAAGCACCGAAAGAAGACGAACCAUUGCGUCCACUUCUCGUUGAUGCGGAUUACGCUAGCGACGAUAGUGAGGAGGAGCAGGAGAACGAACAGCAGGAAGUGGUCGACGCACUUGCACCUGCUCAGCAAGUAGAGGACGCGUACGCAGCAACACAGGAACUGGAUAUUUGCGAUCAGCCGGAGGUAGCACCGAUGCAGCUGAAAGUCGAGGAUAUCGAGACUGCCCUUUCAUUUGCGGACGCGCAAACGCCGAUGGCUGUUGAUGCCUCGCAGCCCAGCACAUCAGGCCAACCUAGCCGCAUCGAUACUCCCGCGCAGAACGUCGACUCGGGGCUCAAGACAACCUCGCAGGAUCCCAAUCUCGCGACUGGCGUCUGGGAGGCCGCCGCGCAGACGAAAGGUGUUAAAGGCAAGGGUAGCCAGUACGGGCGGCUUCGCAACGAGAUCACGUACUCGGACGAACUUGUCUUUAACCUUGACGACCUCGUUGGUGCCUUGCCUGACUUCCAGGACUCCUCGCUCUCACCGCCGGCUGAUAUCGUCGACAUCUUCCCUGACGCGCAGGUGUAUGACUUCGAUAUAACGCCCGUUGCGCCGGCCGCUCCGGAGGGCAAGAAGAAGAGCGACAGGCGCGACAAAGAUGAUCCGACUAAGCGCCAAGACCUGACGACAUUGAGCCGGCUGGCGCCUGUUUCGCUUUUCCAACAGCAGCGACCGACCCUGCUUGGACCGCUCAUCCCUGCGGCGCACUGGGUGGAUGGUGAAUGGAUUGACUUGGACAACGGUCCCGUGUACAUCGACUUCGAUGCGCCAGUGCGACCACCUGAUUCGACGAUCACCGGCCUAUUUGAUGGUGUGCGCCCGCAGCUUGAAGACGAUACUAUACUUCCAACGGCACCGCGCGAUCCUACACGUCGGCAGGUGGAGACCAACUGGACACCGGCCGAGGAUGAACUUCUCCGCUCUCUCGAGGAGAAGUACCCCCGCAACUGGGCUCUUAUCGCGGACGCGUUCAACACCACGCGCGCCGCCAUUGCUGCGGAACGUCGCGCUGAUUGGGAGUGCAAGGAGCGAUUCAAGUUCAAGUUUCGCUCUCGACCAGAGGAUUCUGCAGUGGAAGAACCGCCCACGCCCGCAUCCGCAUCCUCGCGCCCUCAAGUCACAACGCGCAAGCGCCUUGCUAGCCAAAGCGGGCGUGAUCCACCUGCACCGACCGGCGCAGUUGAAUCGCAUAAGCGCAAGAGGCACACGUACGUCGGCGACGCGAUUCGGAAGGCUACGAAGCGGCGCGAUUCGGCACAGAAGCAAGCUGCAGCGGGUUCUCGCCGGAAUGCUCCCCCGCACGAGUCGCACAACGAGCUCAAGAAGGCGGCGAAGCUCACACCUGCAGACCACUCGCGAAUGAAGCACGACAAAGACGCGCGGGCGCAUCAUGAGGCAGAGCUACUACGUCGGCGGCAGCAAGCCGGUCAGCAACAGCAGCAACAACAACAGCAGGCGAUCAUGGCGGGACGCGUGCCUGUACCGCAACUGCAGAUGCCAGCACAGCCAGGUGUCAAUACGCCACCAGGUGCAGCUGCCGCUGCCGCUCAACGAGUUCCGCAAGGGCAGGUUCCACAAAUGCGCGCGCAACAGCCUCAGGUCAAUAUCUCGCAGGCGCAACGUGCGCCAUCCGGAAGCAACAUGACGCCUCAGCAGCACCAGCAAUACCUCCAGCACAUGCAAGCGCACGCUCAGGCCCAAGCACAGGCCGCGCAAGCUCAACGCGGUGCGCUUGUCGCCGCGGCGAGUGCGAACAUGCCGAAUACGUUGCCACCUACGGGCCACCUCUCCCCGCCGUUUUCGGCUGCGAAUACGCGACAGGCAUCGCCGAACGGUAUGAUUGCUGGCCAGCAAUCACCACCACGCCCUGCGGGUACUCCCAAUCCUCCGGGAAGACCUGGUUCUGCCGCAAUGUUGCAAGGGUCGCCGCAGAUGCAGCACGCGAUGGCGCGGCAGGGCAGCACACCUGGUUAUAUGCAGUUGCAGGCCAAUAUCAUGCAGCACUUGACUGCUGAGCAGGUAAUGCGAGCGCAACAGAUGAUGGUGGCCCAACAACAGCAGCACCAGCAACAACAACAAUCUGGAGGUGGAUCGGGCGCGUCAGGGUCGGGCUCUUUUUAG